Messenger RNA from Hordeum vulgare subsp. vulgare (domesticated barley), 1819 nucleotides. RefSeq lists its product as uncharacterized. The record is from RefSeq and is a predicted model, not a curated record. The transcript has 3 exons. NCBI's taxonomy places the organism in Eukaryota, Viridiplantae, Streptophyta, Magnoliopsida, Poales, Poaceae. Bases 142 to 1167 code for a protein of 341 amino acids. Gene Ontology annotation, molecular function: sequence-specific DNA binding; DNA-binding transcription factor activity. Gene Ontology annotation, biological process: regulation of DNA-templated transcription.
UCGCCGCUUCCUCUUGCUUUUCCCCCCAACUUCCCACCGCGCACGCCAAUAAAAACUGCGGCACGCUAACCCUAUACCGAGUGUACUCCGCUCCGCAGCACCAUCACCGCCAGAGCUUCGCUUCCUCUCUCUACAGCUGGCAUGGCGUCUUCCGGCGGCGGGCGCUCACCGGCGACGGCGGUCUUAGACGACCUGGUCGAUGUUCGCGACCGAGUGGGGAUGUUGCAGACCGUACUGCAUGAGUCUUCGCCUCGGGCGACCGCGGAGGCGGGGGAGCUGGUGGAGGGGAUGAUGGCCAAGCUGUCGAGCUCCAUGUCGGUUCUCGGCACCGGUGAUGGCGUCAUAGCGUCGUCGUCGGGAGCAGGUCGGGAAUCGGGCGGGAGGAGGGAGAGAACCGGCGCGGCGGCGUCCGGGCCGCACCGCCGGAGCAGCCCGAGGAGAAGGAUGAAGAGCCCUCUAAUCAAGACGGUCACCACUACAAUGCUCACGGAUGGCAAGUCAUGGAGGAAAUACGGACAGAAGCAGAUAAAUGACUCUACUAGGAGCUACUACCGGUGCACGCAUAAGCCAGACCAAGGCUGCCAGGCCAAGAGGCACGUCCAGGAAUCCGAGUCCAACCCGGCGGAGUACACCAUCGACUACUACGGCCAGCACACCUGCAGGGAUCCCUCCACAUUCCCAUCACUCAUCGCUCAAGGCGCCGCCGCAGCUGCCCCGCCGCCGGACUUCGCAAACCUCAUCAGCUUCGCGCCCAUCAAUGGAUCCAACCGCGGUUUCACCGCAAGCACGAGCACAAGUGCUUUUGCUCAUCAUCUCAUGAAAGAAGCGGCUGAUCAUCAUUCUAUGCUCUUCUCCCGCUUCUCCAACCACAGCUCCUCGCCGCCGGCUCAGGAGGGCGUGUCCAGUGGCUCACCGUCGCCGGCUUGCCACGGGAAGUUCAUGCAGUACGCCGGCGGACAGUUCAUCAACGUUACUGGCUUAAGCACAUCGCCGUUGACUGUGGGAUCGGCGCCAGCGGAGUACUGGCCAGUGGUGGGGGUCGCCGGUGUCGACAUGGAUGCUGGCGCGGCCAUGGACAGCUUCGCUUCCCCGCCGAGCAGCCCGGGGUUUCUGUCGGGCUCGUUGGAGGGAUCAUUUGGCAACAACGUUUGCCACUGGCGAAUCUAGGAUUUUAAAUAGGGUAUGGCAGCCAAAAAAUAAUUCACACACGAUAAGGCUUAAAUUCAUGAAUUAAGCUGAAACCAUCCACUAAAUACAAUAUAAAUAGUUUAAAAAUCAUACUGAUAAUUAAAAUAUUGGUAUACACGUGAACUAGAGACUUACAAUGCUAUUUCCGUGACUAUUUUAUUCGACGAUUUUGAAGGGACAUAAAUGUCUCGAUAAUAUCAUCUUCAUCAACUUGAAAGAAAAUAUCCCGCUCAAUAAAAGUGACUAGACAAUCAUUCAAAAGACUAUCUUCCAUCUUACUUCGUAACUUUGUUUUCACUAAAACCAUUGCAGAAAAUACCCUUUCAACAAUUGCUGUUGCCACUGGUAGAAGCAAUACCAAUUUAAGGAGCUCAUAAACCAAAUCAUACACUUUGUGCCUCUUUAUUUGAACAAGCUUAACUGAGAGAUCAACAAUAUUGUUUAGACCUUUGAAUCUAUCAUCUUGUCUCAUGUCAUCAAUAUAAUUACGUAGCUGCAAUUCAAGCAUGAGCAAAUUAUUAUUUGAGAAUUCCUUUGGAAAGAACUCAGCUAGUCUGCGUAGCUUCUGUGUAUUAAAAGAAUCAAAUGAAUUAGAAGGAUUGAAGGCUGACAUGCAAGACAACAACUCCAU